UCCUUCUAACCGAUACCUAAAAUUAAAAUAAUAGAAAAAAUAAAAAAUAAAAAAGAAGAAAUGGGUAUGAAACCCACCCAACCGGUUUUUGGCGGGUUCAAAUAGAGUAUUCUGGGUAAAACAACGUAACAGAGGUAAAUUAAGUCAUCCACCUUCUUGCUAGGGCCACUGCGGGGAGGAAGGAGGAGGAAGAAAGAAGAAUGCAAUGCUCAAACACAUACUGGGCAUCAAGUGUUCAUCCUCCUGGUCGGUUCUUUACUCAGAGCUCUCAUCAUAAUGAAGAUACUAGUUGUCCAGUGGUAACUCUUCCUCUACCUUCGCACGUGAAAUCCAUCACAAGCCCAUCCAAUCCAUUUGUAAAGCACUGCUUCAAGCUCCGUCACAGUUCUUCUUAUCGCUACUCUCAUGGUUCUGCUCUUGUUGUGGGCACUACUCCCAUAAGGGAAAUAUACAAGUUUCAACAGUCAACCCAAGAGAGAACUGUUGAAAUGGAUUGUUUACUUAUACUUGAUAAAGCUGAGAUUCCUGAAGGGCUAGAUGUUUUCUCUGUUCGUCUUGUGCGUGUGAGCUCUAUGGUGAUGAAAAAACUUUCUGGGUUGCAAUCAACUGAAUCUGUUGAAGCUAUUGCCCUGAUGAGAAUUCCUACCAGUUUCUUCAGUGUAAAUGAUGAUACAUAUGAAAAAGACUGUCGGAGGUGGUUCCAAUCUCCUCAUCGAAUUCUAGUUCUUGAUAGGAUCCAGGACCCAGGUAACCUUGGUACAUUACUUAGAUCAGCUAUGGCCUUUAGAUGGGGUGGUGUUUUUCUGCUGAGUGGGUGUUGUGAUCCAUUCAAUGAGAAGGCCCUCCGAGCUAGCCGGGGAGCCUCUUUUCAGCUCCCUAUAGUUUCUGGCAGUUGGAUUCAUCUAGAAACCCUCAAAAAUGAAUUCCAAAUGAAGAUGAUAGCUGGCCAUCCUGACAGUAACCAGAAAAGGAAGCCAGUGUCUCCUCUUUCUCAAGGGCUGGCUGAUUCUUUAGCAGAUGUACCAUUGUGCUUGGUUCUGGGCAGCGAGGGGAGUGGCCUUUCAGAGAAAUCCUGGCAGUUAUGUGAGCUUGUAAGCAUUCCAAUGGCAGGAGAGUUUGAGUCUCUCAAUGUUUCAGUUGCAGGUGGGAUUUUCUUGUAUAUGCUACAACCUCAGAACCGAAGAGUUUGAUUCUCCUUUGGGAACUUAUUGCAAAGCCUAAUUGAGAAAUAUACAGCUCAGGUAGUAUGCUCCUUGGUCCUC
Molecule: messenger RNA, 1262 nt
Organism: Vitis vinifera (wine grape)
Lineage: Eukaryota; Viridiplantae; Streptophyta; Magnoliopsida; Vitales; Vitaceae
Exons: 4
Coding region: 201-1190 (329 amino acids)
Biological process (GO): RNA processing
Molecular function (GO): RNA methyltransferase activity; RNA binding
Source: RefSeq, a predicted model, not a curated record